This is a messenger RNA of Pelodiscus sinensis (Chinese soft-shelled turtle), 3118 nucleotides long. The record is from RefSeq and is a predicted model, not a curated record. Lineage: Eukaryota; Metazoa; Chordata; Testudines; Trionychidae.
AUGGCAUCCUUAAUUCUGACUUACAAAGUUGUGUGCGUGCGUGUGUGCACGAAUGCACUAAAAUACCAUUUUCUGAGUUCAUCAUUAUCAAUAUUUUAUCUUUUCCCAGACAUCUGCAGAGCUAUUGAAUUACUGGAAAAAUUGCAGAGGAGUGGAGAAGUACCACCACAAAAACUGCAGGCUUUGCAGAGGGUCCUUCAAAGUGAGUUCUGUAAUGCUGUGAGGGAGGUAUAUGAGCACGUAUAUGAAACUGUGGACAUCAGCAGUAGCCCUGAAGUGAGAGCUAAUGCUACAGCAAAGGCCACCGUUGCUGCAUUUGCUGCCAGUGAAGGUCAUUCUCAUCCCAGGGUUGUUGAGUUGCCUAAAACAGAAGAAGGUCUUGGAUUCAACAUUAUGGGAGGCAAAGAGCAAAACUCGCCAAUCUAUAUCUCUCGAAUUAUUCCAGGCGGUAUAGCUGAUAGACAUGGGGGACUGAAACGUGGAGACCAGCUUCUUUCUGUAAACGGAGUGAGCGUUGAAGGAGAACACCAUGAAAAAGCAGUAGAACUGUUGAAAGCAGCUCAAGGAAAGGUUAAGUUAGUUGUACGUUACACACCAAAGGUCCUGGAAGAGAUGGAGUCACGAUUUGAAAAAAUGAGAUCAGCAAAACGAAGGCAACAGAACUAAUACUGAACAUUCUAAUUUAUGGAGAAAAUUAUAUUCUGUUUUACAGUUAACAGUUUGUUUGUGACCUAACAAGAACUGCUCGGAACUAUAAAAGAUGCUGUCGUUUUAAAAAUAUUUGUUUGGGAUUUUAUAAAUGCCUUCAUAUUUACAUCAUUUAGUUCUAAAACACACAUGCUUCUUGAAAACAGAGUUUACAUAAGCAUUUCUAUCCAGUUGUUCUUACAGAUCUUUUGCAGAUAAAAUCUUUACUGACCAGACAAAUUUAUAGACUUUUAAAAUGCAUUUUUAAUAAGAUGUACUUCUACAUUUGUAACAUCGUUUUUCUAAAUAUUUUUAUUUGACAUUAAUCAAUUUUAAAGUAAAGUCUUCAAUUUGUGUGUGUGUGUGUGUGUGUGUGUGUUUACUGAUUAAAAAUCAAAUACUUUUACCUAUGAAGCUUUUGGCACUUUUCUUCUUAAAAGCAUACUGUACAUCAGCUACAUAAAGCUAAUCAUGAUCUCUUGUGUAGUUGAUAAGUACUGGAUUUUGUAUUUUUGAUGAGUGCAUUGUAUUUCUCUAUGUGCUAAAUCAUAACUUAUGAUAAACGUUAACCUGGAAAUUUUGUUACCUCUUUUGUAAAUAAUUUACAAUGAACAUUCACUUAACUGAUUUUUUUUUUAACAAUUGACAUCUAAAGAUCUGGAACAGUAUUUUAUAUUUUAUACUAAUUUUGGAGCAGUUGGAGAGAAGUUGUAAUUUGAUUGUCAUCAUGAUCGUGUCCAUAUAUAUUUAUAUUCAGGAAAAAAGAACAGUAUCUUGAAUGCAGUGAACUGAGAAUUUCAUAUGUAUUUCCCUGUUUUUUCCACUUCUUGUUUUAAAAGGUAUUUGUCUGAACUGGGAUUUGAAUUUGUCCAAUGGCAGUUCUAUCGUUUAUAGAGAUGAGACACACAGGAUUGGGGGUAGUUAAUACUGACGUUAAUAAAAAUUUUCAUUUCUAUAAGAGUAAGCAGUGGUGUGGAAUAUUCUGGUUGGGACAGCUAAAACUUGCAAAAGUUAACAAAACUCACAGAAUUGUAUAUAAGAUUCUAAAAGAAGAAAAAUACGUAUACCAUGUUUUUUUUUUUAAAAAAAAGUGAUUUAUCAUUAGCUACUUCUAAGCUGGAGAAAACUGAUUCUUCCAGUUCCUAGUCCAGAAUGAGCAGCAUCAUAAUAUACAAGGAAUAGAAAAUGUGAAAGAUUUGGUGUUGCCCACUUUGAGGUAGGAACAAGGAAAUCUGCAGAUAAGAUGUCUCCAGAUGUGGCUAUUAACACUGUCAGUUGUGGCGCAGUGCUGUUUUUAAGCAUGAUUGAGACGUUUGCAUUAUGCUUUUUUUUUAAUAACUUCACCUUUUAAUAUACUGCUGGCGUUAGCUUGACAGUACACUAAGUGUCUGUUGAACUGAAAGGCAGCUAUAAGUGCAUCCUACUGAAAGUAAACAAGUCUUAGAGACUUAACUGAAAAGUGCAGUUCUGAGUGUCUCUCAUCUCUAAUCUCUGUUCACAUGGAACAACAUGAAGUCAGUUGUAAAGUUAAUUUCACUGUAUAAAGAUGGUCUAAGACGAAAAAAUUUCAAAAUGAUGGCAUGAAGCUUAUGCUUAGCUGGCCCAGUGUAUAAGUAAUAACACUUGCAUGGCUGCUACAAGCAAAUUAGAAAUGUGAACCCUUUCUGGAUGUUUGUAAGCAUUGUAAGAGUGUAAAGAUAAUAUUUUAAAGAUGUUUGAGAGUAGAGUCUGAAAAGCAAUAUGAAUAUUUAUCAGUUAGAUGAUUCCGAGCACUGAAUUGCAUGGUUGAGUACCUGAUAUUAGUCUGUUUUGGAAGGCUUCUUGUUAUUGGUAGGACCAUGUUAUGAACUGUAUAUUUUUAUGGAAUGAUUAAUGUUUAAAAUUAUUGAGACCAAAAUCAAUAAUUAGACCAAUCAUGGAAGUGUUUUAAUUUAAUUGUAAAAUAGUGGAGAAUUGUUUUUAGAGCUUUAUAUAUUAAAGAGAAGUAUGGGUUCAAGUAAAGAUAGUAAUAUGUAUUAUAAAACUCAUAUACUUUGUGUUACUGGGUAAAGCAAUGUGUUUUGUUACCCUAAAGAAAUAUUUACUUUAGUGUAGCUAGAGCUGCUAUAGAUAAGAGCAUUAGGAUUUUCAUUUUAAACUACAGCUUUUGAAUUCAGAAUAUCAACUGUUCCAAAAUGCUUGCUUAGAAUACAUGCUAUUGUAUGUGUAUGUUGGGUUAUGGGUUAAUUGAAAGGAUGGGUUAAAAGUCACCAAGAAAGUUAUAUUCUUUACUACUACUUUGUGCAGUGGCUGCACUAUGUUAGUACACAGUCCCUACAUGUGCAAUACUUGGACACAUCAUCAUGAGUUAAGAACGGAUAUAUUUUCUGUGGAUUAUAUGUACCAGGGUCCUUGAUUUUAGGAAUACAUAAAAUAAAGAUAUGGAAUUUCA